Drosophila willistoni is the source of this 2219-nucleotide messenger RNA. It is a transcript of the gene nAChRalpha5, whose product is annotated as neuronal acetylcholine receptor subunit alpha-7. Lineage: Eukaryota; Metazoa; Arthropoda; Insecta; Diptera; Drosophilidae. The transcript is spliced from 11 exons. Bases 238 to 2184 code for a protein of 648 amino acids. Gene Ontology annotation, cellular component: neuron projection; synapse; postsynaptic membrane. Gene Ontology annotation, biological process: monoatomic ion transmembrane transport; regulation of membrane potential; nervous system process. Gene Ontology annotation, molecular function: transmembrane signaling receptor activity; acetylcholine-gated monoatomic cation-selective channel activity. The record is from RefSeq and is a predicted model, not a curated record.
UCAGCAACAACAGCAACCAGUAUAACACAACAACAACAAACAACUAUAAGACUGUGCACACGCAAGCGACAAAGAUUGCGUCGACGACGAAAAAGAAAAUCCACAUCAGCAACAACAGCAGCAGCAGGAGGAUCAACAUCAGCAACAACAACAGCCACAACAUUAGCAACAACAUAUAGCAAUAGCAAUUUAAGCAACAACAGCAACAAUAAUAAUCUCUGCUCUUUGACAACUUAUAUGCAAUGUGGCAAGACUAACAGCAGCAGCAGCAGUAUCAACAGCAGCAAACGCAACACAAUGCAUGACCUUUGGCCGACCACCUUAUAUUGUCUAUUGCAAGUGUUGCUGCCGUCAAUCAAACAAUGGCAACAUAGAGUCAAAUUUCUAAUUCGUCGUAUUGUAUAUGGCUUCAGAGCCAUAAUUUCCUAUACAAAUUGCCUGACCGAACUGUGGAGUAGAGACAGUAUUAGUCACAAGAACAACAAAAGCAACAACAGCAACAACUGUCAAACCAGAACCAGCACCAACUGUAAUAGUCAUCACAGCAGCAACAGCAGCAGCAACAACAACAACAGCACCAGCAGCAGCAACAGCAGCAGCACACACAUAUUUAAUCGACUUAAUAAACACUCAUGGAUAUUUUUAUUGAUAUAUUUGAAUUUAUCUGCUAAAGUUUGCCUAGCAGGAUAUCAUGAAAAGAGACUGUUACAUGAUCUAUUGGAUCCUUAUAAUACACUAGAACGUCCUGUUCUCAAUGAAUCGGACCCGUUACAAUUAAGCUUUGGUUUAACUUUAAUGCAAAUUAUCGAUGUGGAUGAGAAAAAUCAAUUGCUGGUCACGAAUGUGUGGCUAAAACUCGAAUGGAAUGACAUGAAUUUGCGCUGGAAUACUUCGGAUUAUGGUGGGGUUAAGGAUCUACGUAUACCGCCGCAUCGCAUCUGGAAACCGGAUGUCCUUAUGUACAAUAGCGCCGACGAAGGAUUCGAUGGCACCUAUCAAACCAAUGUGGUGGUUAGAAACAAUGGCUCCUGUUUGUAUGUGCCACCGGGCAUCUUUAAAUCGACAUGCAAAAUCGAUAUCACAUGGUUUCCCUUCGAUGAUCAGCGUUGUGAAAUGAAAUUCGGCAGUUGGACCUAUGAUGGAUUUCAGUUGGAUUUACAAUUACAAGAUGAAACUGGCGGUGAUAUCAGCAGUUACGUGCUCAACGGCGAGUGGGAACUACUGGGUGUGCCUGGUAAACGCAACGAAAUCUAUUACAAUUGCUGCCCGGAACCAUAUAUAGAUAUAACAUUCGCCAUUAUCAUACGUCGUCGUACUUUGUACUAUUUUUUUAAUCUAAUCAUACCGUGUGUGUUGAUUGCAUCAAUGGCACUGCUGGGCUUUACCCUGCCCCCGGAUUCGGGUGAAAAAUUAUCGUUAGGUGUUACCAUCUUACUCUCGUUGACCGUGUUUCUCAAUAUGGUUGCUGAGACUAUGCCGGCGACUUCUGAUGCAGUGCCUCUGCUAGGUACAUAUUUCAAUUGCAUAAUGUUUAUGGUAGCUUCAUCCGUUGUGUCAACGAUUUUAAUAUUAAAUUAUCAUCAUCGAAAUGCUGAUACGCACGAAAUGUCCGAAUGGAUACGCAUCGUAUUUUUAUGCUGGUUGCCAUGGAUAUUACGAAUGAGUCGACCGGGACGUCCAUUGAUAUUGGAAUUCCCCACAACGCCCUGCUCGGACACCUCAUCUGAGCGCAAGCACCAGAUUCUCUCCGAAGUUGAGCUGAAAGAGCGCUCUUCGAAAUCUCUGUUGGCCAAUGUGCUGGAUAUCGAUGAUGAUUUUCGUCACAAUUGCCGACCGAUGACACCAGGCGGAACACUGCCACACAAUCCGGCUUUCUAUCGCACAGUUUAUGGACAAGGCGAUGAUGGCAGCAUUGGGCCAAUUGGCAGCACACGUAUGCCAGAUGCGGUCACACAUCACACAUGCAUCAAAUCAUCAACAGAAUAUGAAUUAGGUUUAAUCUUAAAGGAAAUUCGCUUUAUUACUGAUCAGCUACGUAAAGAAGACGAGGACAAUGACAUUGCCAAUGAUUGGAAAUUUGCAGCUAUGGUCGUUGACAGACUGUGCCUUAUCAUAUUCACAAUGUUCACAAUAUUAGCCACAAUAGCUGUACUACUAUCAGCACCACAUAUUAUUGUCUCGUAGCCAUAUGGGCGAGGUGGUUAUUGUUAUUGGUUUUA